UUGUUGUUAGUAACGUCUGUCUACAUCAGCAAAGUGGGUCUUCUGUUUAGGAUGCUGGACGUGCAAGAAAGGAGAAUUGCCCCUUAUCCCAGCCUCGCCGAAGACGAAUUCCAUGCGCAAAAGAUAUUCUUCUUCACUAAUCCGGGACUAUGGCUCACGCUAUGGAGCGUCGAAUUCUCCCUGUUAGCCUUCUACAAGAGAAUCAUGGCUGGCAUCAAGUCGUACGAAAAUUGUUGGUGGGCAGUCCUAUGUUAUUGUGUGAUUUCUUUUAUUGUAGUGAUUGUCUUGCAUAUCACUGCUUGUGGACCAAGUCCUUCAUUCUGGUUUGAUCAAGAUGGCUGUGGCGCUGAUGAUGGUCGGCGGCCCUUGAUCAGUUUUCGGGCAGGCUUCACAUCCGACCUUACAACAGAUAUUAUGAUCAUGAUCCUUUCCAUUGGUGUCAUAAGAAAUCUCCGUAUACCAUUGAUGCGCAAGUUGCAAAUAUGCACUCUGCUUGGGCUGGGUCUCUUGGUCGUCAUUGCCAGUAUCGUCCGUAUGAUUCAGGUCGGCACAACUAUCAGCCCAAAAAGAAUGACGUCGGUCGGGACGUGGCUUGCGUUGUGGAGCAUAGUCGAAUCGUCUGUUGUUGUUAUCGUCGGCUGUGGUCCAGGACUAUAUCGAAAGGCGAAGUCCGUCUCCAGCAACACUCCAUCAUACGCAUACAAUAGCCGCGGUUACAUCAGAACGUCGGACAGCAGAAAGGCAAACGCUGAAAAACACCCAGAAGAGCUGUACGGACUAACAAUAAAGACGGAAAUUUCUGGCCGUUCUAGUGAAGGAAGUAAGGAGGAUCUGAUAGAGAAUCAUGGGGCUGGCAAGAUCACAGUAACAAAAUCGGUUAUAGCUGAUUGA
Molecule: messenger RNA, 891 nt
Organism: Bipolaris maydis ATCC 48331
Lineage: Eukaryota; Fungi; Ascomycota; Dothideomycetes; Pleosporales; Pleosporaceae
Source: RefSeq, a predicted model, not a curated record